Molecule: messenger RNA, 4587 nt
Organism: Ectocarpus sp. CCAP 1310/34
Lineage: Eukaryota; Phaeophyceae; Ectocarpales; Ectocarpaceae
Source: the annotation of a GenBank genome assembly
GUGGUGUUCCCCUUGUUGUCUCCAGGAAUAGGGCAUCCAGACAGCACCCCCACAUCCAACGUACCCGCGUCACCGUCCUCGUGCUUCGGGUGCAAGGCAUUCGUGCGCGUUGAACGUGCAGCGGCAGUACUGGACGCAUGUCAGGCAGCUCAAAGCAGCAGCCACACGGGGGUGCGUCACAGGAUCGUCAGCCACUUCCAGAAAAUAUACACCCAGUUCAACCUCUCCUGGACACCGCUACCAACGACGUCUCCUGCGGAAGGAGGAGCAUGUCCCCUAGCAGCCCCUUGUCUCUGUCCAUCGCAGUAACGAGGCCAUCGAGCGUGGCCCUUGGCGUGUCGGUCGCCUUCGCGUUGCUCUCGGCGAGCUGUGGCUGGGUGUUGUCAGGGACAAGAAUCUCCGAUGUUUUUCGAGCUGUGAGGGUGCUGCCUCCCCGCGAAAAGCCCUCGCGAGGGGAUCUGCACAAGCAACAGGAUGCGUGCCGCGCAGCACCCCCGUGGGACGCCAGCAUUUCGGAGAUGCGGGAUGCGGUUGAUUCGUUCGUGGCAAGGGACUACGUUCCCCCUGUAUGGGCGCGUAACGCUCACCUCCACACCAUCGUCGCCUCCGGAGACAUGGAAAAAAAGCUCCUCGGCGACAGAGCGCCGCUAGAGUAUUGGAGAGAGCGCUGGCCCACAUCCGACGGGGAUUUCGUGGACAUAGACUGGCUGCCCGCCGAGGAACCCGUCAACGACGACCCCAGGGAGAAGACCUCAGGGCGUUUAGACACCGACACUAGCCAGGCUGCUGCUGCUGCUGCUGGAGCUGGAGAUGCGCUGCUCAAUGGAGAACUCGAAGGCACCAUCAAUAAAGGGCUCGACUUGCAGAUGAGGGACGACAUGAAGAAGCUCCGAGAAAUGGCCGAGUUGGCCGAGCGCGCUCACGAAAACGACCUUGGUCUUGGCCACCCGGCGGCGCCAGAGCCAGUCCACGAUAACGACCCGUCUUGGAUGGCGGAGAGGAGCAAGGGGAAGGGCGGCCAAGGGAGCGGGGGCACGCGGCGGCUCGUGCUGGUGCUCCAUGGGCUCGAGGGGAGCUCGACGGCGCCGCUUACCAAGCGCUUCUCAAAAGUCUACACGAAGAACGGAUUUGACGUGGCGGCACUGAACUUUCGGGGGUGCAGCGGGCAGCUCAGCAAAUAUCCUGUGGGCUAUCACCUUGGUUUCACCGAUGAUCUCCUUCACGUGAUCGAGGAGAUCCACCGCAAAUUUCCAGGCACGUGGGACCGGAUUUACCUGAGUGGUUUCAGCCUAGGAGGGAACGUCAUCGUCAAGUUCUUGGGGGAGCAGGGCGAUCGCGCGCGGGACCUCGGCAUCUACGGCGCGGCGGUCGGCUGCGUACCGUUCGAGCCUAAGAUCGCAGCGGAGAAGCUCGAGAAAGAUCCCAUUGGAAGAUACGUGUACACACCGAUCUUCAUGGGGUGGAUGAAUAUGAAGGCCGCUGCUCACGCCAAGGCCUUCCCGGAGAAGCUCAGCCUCGAGACCGUGCAGAACGUCAAGACCUUCACGCAGUUCAACAGCCACAUCGUGCCUCCUGUCUUCGAUUUCUCCUCCCCAGACGAGUUCUACGAGGACGUGAACGCGUCCAACUACCUCUCGAGAGUUAGGGUGCCGCUCAUGGUGGUCAACGCCAAAGACGACCCCUUCAUCGACGGUGACCACUUGCCGGAGCAGGAGAGGGCCGCAGGCGCCCCCGUGCGCCUCGUCUACCACACCUACGGGGGGCACUGCGGGUUUAUGUCCGGCGUGCUGUCGAAGGCUCUCCAGCAGAAGACCCCCGGGCGUCCGCGCAAGUGGGGCGGCUCCCCCUGGGGGGGGAGCUGGGUUCCUUCGGCCUGGCGUGACGGUCCCGAGUCCGUUCCUGAGGCGCCGGAUGCGGAGUACACCCCGCCGGAAGUGGAUGCCGUCCUGUCCGCUUCGGACACACCGCCUUCCAUCAACGGAGCUCCUUUGGAGACCGAAGGGGGCGGCAGUGCUGGGGAUGGGGUGGGCAGUGAAGAAGGGGACGCGCGGCAGGCUGCGGGGGGAGACACCAUGGUGAAGGAAGGCAGGUGGCUGCCGACUGAGCUGGCGCGGUUCGUGACGCACCUCGAGCACUCCCUGCACAAGGACGGGAGAUCGGAGCGGAGAGGGGCGGGAACGUCGGCCGCCGGCCCGAGGUCCUGUGUGCGAUGACGCGGUGCAAGGCAGCAUGCGGAACGGAGCAGCAAGCAAUCCUCGAACCAACGGGCCGCGAGGGGCGUAGCGCGGCGAAUCUUACCUUCCGUCACAUUCCCAAUCGUGCAUGUGUGGUGUCAAUACUGCUGUAUCUUGUUCCUUGCGGCAUGUCCUUCGUCUCGAUGGGCCUUCAAAUGUUUAUAUUGCCCGUGGGGAAGGCUGUGGUCCUACGAAGACAAAUUUUAUAUGGGUUAACGCUCUUUGGUACCCCUGUUUGGGGGUGCGCCCCCCCCCCACCAGAGGGGUUCCGCAACAUCGUACGGAAGUAUGGUUAAGCUUGCCCCCAUCGAGUGCGUAGCUUGUGUGUUGAGUUUUGGUCUGAAACCCUCGCUGGUGUGCAUCGGAAGAAAUAUCUUGCGGCACUGUAUAGGUUUUUCUACGCGCCACAGCUCUCGAGGUGUCGUUCUUUUCACGCGAGGAUUCGGCAGGCACUGCGCACGUCCCUUCUCCACAGACUCAAGUGCGCUUCUUGACUACCACUGGCCAACCGUUGGCUUAUAGGUGUUGCUGCACCGUUUACGGCGUGUUUGUCUUCCACGACGGACGUCGCUUGAAAUGCAUAGUCAAUGGGCUAGACGAUAUGCCACGGGGACGUUGUUUGUUGCGAAUUGCAUGGUCAGCGGGUUAGAUCAGGACAUCUCACGGGGAAGUUGUUUGUUGCAAAAUGCAUGGUCAGUGGACUAUAGACCAGGAUACGCCGCGUCCCUCAGGAUCCGAAAAGGCGACGGCUGUUAGGAAUUUCCCCACCCUCGGUCAACUAUUUCGUGGAAACCGGUCCGAUCCGGGCUUGGAAACGCACAAAUACAGAAGUGAUGCCCCAAGGUUGCUGAUGGGAGGUGAGGGUCGUUAGGGGAGCCCACGGCAACCGCGGACUGUGGCAGAGAAGGGCGAGUUUCUGUUAUUGUUGUUGAACCUUGCACGCUGCUGUUUGACAAGUAAGAGCAGUCGGUGCUCUUGCUCGACCUUCUUGCGUCUGCCGUCUGCACCUUGAGUCUGUGCUGACGCGACAAAGACGUGUUACCCUUGCUGGGCGGCAGCCUUUCGUUACGAGGGGGGUGAGUCGCGCGGGCGGUUUUCUUGAUGAUGAUGGUGUCCUAGGUGGCCCCUGGUGGGAGGUGUGGGGGAUGGAACUGAUGCAUGGGUGUCUCACGUACUGCCAGUAGCUCGUCAUGGGGGCGACAACUCGUCGUAGCUAGUUUGCGGCAGCCGCAACGCAGCAGUUGGUCGUUUCGGGAAUUGAUGUGUUCGUUACCGUCGGGGGCUUUCAGACACACGAUCGGUGGAAAACAAAUGUCAAACUAUUAGGCUUCACGUGCGUUCGAAACUAGCCCGUGGGAUGAUUACGCUAGCGGUUCAUGGUGCGGGCGGUGGGCUUGUUGUUGGGCUUGUUGUUGACAGAUCGACGCUUGCGGUAGGAUACGAGCGUUGCGUAGCCAGCUUCUGCAAUUCCCCUCGCAAGUUUUACCUGUAGAAGCUGCAGUGCCGGAUGCUCCGACGGCAUACCAGCCCGGGUACAAGUCAUGGUGGAUCCGUCAGCAACGGUUUUCAAGGGCGGUCAAAACCAGUUUUCGGGGUGGUUUUUGUUGUGCUGUCUGUCCUGGGAUGCUUUCGAGUGAGUGGAUCACUAAAACCUUUCAUGCACUACGCAACAAUGAAACGAAAGAGUGUGGGCUGCAUAGUACAUAAAUAACGGGGAUAAUAGGUGGAAGAGUGGUGUUGGGCUGGCUUAGGGGGGACCUGUUGGGCCGCGGAACACGCCGAGGCGCGGAUUUCGGUGCAACGAAUCUAGCUAUCGUACGGCGAGGAGCGCUUACUUAUGCGCUGAGAACAAGUUCAUGGUUUCUUCGCAGGAACCGCAGGUCUUGCGGUCCUCCACAACAAGUGUUGCAUGCAUAGCCACGGCAGCAUCACGAGUGGGGAAGUACUCAAAUCUUCUGCGUAUAGUAUGGGAAAUGCUCAAAGGACGUAUUGACCGAGUUGGGGUAAGCACGCCCUUGGUAGGUAGCGUUGAGUGUGCCGAGAGAAGCACUGGAUUUCAGCUGCGUGAUCGGAGGUGUUCGAGAAUUAGGGUCGGUGCGGUAUUGAACGUUGUUGACGACAAAACACGCAUUCCAACAGAUGCGUUAUUUGCACCGCUUUUUCUUCCUACUUUACGAACCAGAUUUUGCGAGCGCAACUAGUGUGGAAACGACGACGCCCGGUAGUAGUAGCAAAUGAGCCGGCUUCCCUGUUCGAAUUACAAGCGAGCUGCGCACGUGCAAGUGCUACCAGAGUCGGAAAUAUAGAACAACACAACGAGUGAUUCGGAGUUUCAAAAAAAGUCAAGGCUUCG